Messenger RNA from Hippoglossus stenolepis (Pacific halibut), 1374 nucleotides. Its product is annotated as probable G-protein coupled receptor 82. Gene Ontology annotation, biological process: G protein-coupled receptor signaling pathway. Gene Ontology annotation, cellular component: membrane. NCBI's taxonomy places the organism in Eukaryota, Metazoa, Chordata, Actinopteri, Pleuronectiformes, Pleuronectidae. Gene Ontology annotation, molecular function: G protein-coupled receptor activity. The record is from RefSeq and is a predicted model, not a curated record.
AAUCCUCUCCAGUCACAUCACACCUGAAAAAUGAGGAACUCAUGAAGUUUGUUUUAUUACAGAUCAAAUGGAUUUCACACCGUUCACUUUCCCACCAGACAACUCUUCCUUCUCCUCUUCUGUUUUCUGUCUCUGUCCCACUGCUGCCACUCGGAUCUUCCUCCCCUCCGUAUACACGCUCCUCUUCCUCACCGCUCUCCCAGGUAACGCUCUCUCGUUGUGGGUGUUCCUUCGGUGCAUCUCCACCAUCUCCCCCACACACGUCUAUCUGUCCCACCUGAGUAUCUCCAACCUGUUGCUGUCCCUCACCGCGCCCUUCCUCGCCGCCUACUACGCCUGGGGCUCCGUCUGGACGCUGAGCGGCGCCCUGUGUCAGCUGGUCCUGCAUGUCAUCACCCCGGUGCUCCACAUUAACAUCUACAUAAGCCUGGUGAUCCUCACCUGGGUGGCCCUCUGCCGCUUUGCAGUCCUCAUCCAGCACACCCACGCCUCCCGGCCGAGCACCUGCACGACCCUGCUGCCGCACACCUUCUUCACCUGCCUCUUGAGAGCCUCCUUCGCCAGCAGGGUGUGUGCGGCGGUGUGGGUGGUGGCCGUGGGAGGCAUCGUGCCGGUGACCGUUUACUACUCAGUGAAUGAAGCUACUGCAGCUGAUGGAGCAGCGGAGGAGGGAGGAUGUGUGGAGGUGUGCUACAGCCCUGCAGUGGAAAUCGGGGGCAGUCUGUCUGCAGCGUUCAACGUGCCUCUUUUUCUCAUGUUCUUCAUCUUCUACCUGCUGGUGCUGCUGUUCUACAUGACCCUGCUGAGGCACAUCAGACGCUCACGCCACAGUACAAACAUCACAACCUCCCAGAGCCUGUUGGGCCCCCUUCGAAACAUCGUCAUCAUACAGGUGGUUCUUUCAGUUUGUCUGCUGCCGUAUCACAUCUUCAAACCCAUCUUCAUCACUGUGGCUCAUUAUCAACUUCAGCCGACGUCUCCACCGAACAUCCUCAACCACUGUCACCCUCUCUCCGCCCUCAUCGAGCUGAAGAACUGCCUGCUUCUUCUGGCCACACUGAGAGGCUCAACCGACCCUGUGAUGUACUUCCUGUUAGACAAAACCUUCCAUCACCAAACCCUCGUUCUUUUAGGAUGCAACCGGAACAACCUCAGAGGCAAAGCGACGCUGGGGUCAGACACAGGAAGUGCCGGUCAGAGGACAGGACAGGUGGUGGAUGGAAACGUUGCCACGGCGACGGGGGACUUAAGUCAUGAAAGUGUUUUGUAGCUUUUGAAAGAAGCUGAUUUUAAAACCUGGCAGAUUUGGGGUUUAAAAAAUGACUGAAAAAGAAGAAUCGAUUAAACCUUGAAAGUCAUUUGAAUAAAGCCGAC